Messenger RNA from Lytechinus variegatus (green sea urchin), 2973 nucleotides. Its product is annotated as alpha-(1,3)-fucosyltransferase 7-like. Gene Ontology annotation, cellular component: membrane. The coding region runs from base 431 to 1798 and encodes 455 amino acids. The transcript is spliced from 2 exons. Lineage: Eukaryota; Metazoa; Echinodermata; Echinoidea; Temnopleuroida; Toxopneustidae. Gene Ontology annotation, molecular function: alpha-(1->3)-fucosyltransferase activity. The record is from RefSeq and is a predicted model, not a curated record.
AGUCCAUCGAAAGUGCGCUUGCAUGUAUGAAGCAGUGAAGGGUCGGCGCGCAUGCUAGCUAGGCCGUGGCAGGUUAUGAGCGACAGGUCCGUCGCACACAAAGCAUUAUAGGCUGCACAUCCAGACUCGAGUGAGGGGUUUGUACAGCAGACUACAAUCCAGCCGUCUGUUUGUUUCCUGACUGACCUAACAGUAACACGAAAAGUAAACACCAUUUUGUAUACGUAGUCAAACAUUUUGACCAACGAAUGCAUAGUAGAGGGCUUGGUCUAGAUAGCACUUACUAUCAACCUAUUAUAAUCCACUUUCUCUCUCUGUGGUCUGUUUAUUGCUCUAAGCGGCUAUCGAAAUAUUCCUGUUGAAAACUGAAAGAUUAUUACAGUACGGUAUAUCACAAAUAUGAGACUAAUGGACUGAUGUCACGUGAGCUAUGAUGAGCGAAAGCAACAUGACCGUCGUUCGAAUUAAGAAAUCUCUGAUCCUGGCGAUUGCCCUGGGUAUCUUGACUUUCAUCGGAAUAUUAGCAGGAUGGAGGAUUACGUUCCAGCGUAACUACGGUCACAGAAAAGCAGAGAUGUCACUAUCUGAAAAUGAUCCUGUCGAGGGUGAGGAGUCGGUCUCCCAGUCACUGUUCGCCAAAGCGGGUUGUGUGAAACAUGUGCACAUAUUUGGCAGCGACAGAGAAAUGCGCCACAUCCCGGAACUGCAUAGAUACAUGGACCUUUUUCAAAAGAGUAAUCAACCCCUGGACGCUGCAGAUGUCGAUUGUGUUUCUGAGGGAUAUGACUGCGACAUCGUCCUCACCAGAGGGGGUAAUGUGGACUACCUUGAGGGGAAAGAUGUCAUCGUCUUUGGACUGGUUCCCACCGAAUUCCGAGGCGAAGGAAGAGAACAACUCAAGAGGCUGAUGGAGUGGGAGCCCAGUCCAGGUCAGACGUGGAUAUACUUCAGCACUGAAACGCCAUUGCGUGUCCUGAAGUGGACCCGAGAUUUCGAUGUCAUGCGUCUUAAGUAUCAUCUCUUAAUGACCUAUGAUUUAGAUUCGGACAUCGUGGUUCCUUUUGGUUACUACCGGUCGUUUGAUGAGUCACCAGAUGCUCUCAAUGUGAGCUCCAAACAAGCUUUGGAGACACGUCGGCUCCCGGAUCCACUCCUGGGCAAGGAAGGAAUGGUAUCGUGGAUGUCAAGCAACUGCCAUGGAUUCUGGCCACGUGUUGAAUUCAUCAAGCGCAUGCGAGACGUUCUCCCGCUAGAGGACUACGGACUCUGCGGUCGGAAAGAGUGUCUCCCAAGACGAUCUGACGAAUGCAACAAACUCAUGGCGCGUUAUAAGUUUUAUUUCGCUAUUCCCAAUUCAGAGUGCAAAGACUACAUCACCGAAAAGUUUUGGCUGCAGUCGCUGUCUUAUGGCACGGUGCCAAUUGUGCUUGGUUCCAAGAAAGAAUCGUACGAGGCAGUGGCACCUCCUAACUCCUACAUUCACUUCAGUGACUUCGACUCAGUUGGCAACUUUGUAGCGUUCCUGAAGCGUCUCGACAAAGACGAUGAAGCGUAUCGUAAAUUUUAUGACUGGCGUACUAAAGGAGAAGUGGUCCUCACCUUCCCAACGCGACCUACAAUCUUUUGUAAGGCACUACCCCAUCUCCAGGAUAAACGUGAUGUGAAAGCUUAUAAAUAUCUUAACGAUUCCCCGUGGUUUAAAGGUUGCAGGGUAACACCAAACAAUAAAGUAUUCGAUAUGAGCAGAGAAGAAACUAGAAACUUUUUCAAAUUUGAAAACUGGUCAAUAUGGCGAUGACCCCUAUAGCACGGACUCUCUUGAAAAUAGAGACGAAAUAUUUUCAAGUGGCCUUGUACGUCGGCUCUUCUUUUAAUGCGACAUUUUAUCUGAUAGGAUCGAUAUGGCGUAAAAAAAGUCAACUCUGUUUCGAGUCAAAGCGGCUCCUUUUCCAGAGUAAUUUUUCAGCUGAUGCCAUACCAUUCCGAGUAAAACUCAUUCGAAAUCAGAGUUACUUUCACCCAAAAUAUGGAUAUAUCCCAGCUGGCAAUUUUCUUAGUCAAAUUUGACUUCGCGGAAAUAAGAAAAUGGUAUACUUUACUUAUAGUUAAUAUAAUGAUGCAACUGAGAUCCAUAUUUUGACCUAAGAUAGAAUUAAUAAGAUUUUUUUUAAUGACUACUUAAGAAUUACUAGUCGCCUAAUAUAAUUGGGAAAUUGUUCUUUACUAUUAGUAUUAUUGUUAUUUCCGUUAUCAUUAUUUUUUCCUUUGUGAAAUGACGUCAUAAGGACAUCAUUGAACGUCAUUCCUCUACAUAAUAACGACACAGUGUGGCUCCGAGUAGCUCAUAGGGUGAUUUCAAGUACGGUGUUGAAAUCUGAAUCCUGUUUUAUAAAGAGUUACAACUGUUGUAACAUUGCAUACAAUUAUGGCAACUACCAUCACAACAGGGCUCAGUAGUUACCAUUAUUCUGAUUGUUGUUGUACUUUAAAUUUGACUAAGUAUUGUUUGAUUUUGUUGUGCUUGGUGAACGGAAAAUGAAUAAAUCUAAAUCUAAAUGAUUGAUAAUGGUAAAGUUACAAUAAUUGUAAUUCUAUGUGAAAUGGGCCCCUGGGGUCGCUUCAUCAAGCUGUUCGAAAGUUAAGUGUGACUUUAAUUGAUCCUUUCUUGAGGAAGAUGAUAUUAACAAUGAAAUGUUCACUGGGGAUAAUUUAGCGAGUAAGAAAGGUCCACAUGGCAUAAUUUUGUUUGCCAUAGUUUUUGUACAUUUUCCAUAGUUGUUUAGGGCAAAAGUUUUAUGCAACGGUCUGGCGUUAGUUGUGACAACACAAACACCAGCCACGACACAAACCGUACUUGAAAUGAUGAUGGCGUGGGAUAGUGCUCCUACUUGAAGGGAUGGUCCGGACUGAAAGUAUUCAUAGCUUAAUAAAUAGAGUAGAAUUCACUGAGCAAAAUGCCGGAAAUUUAAUCAA